Molecule: messenger RNA, 3366 nt
Organism: Adineta steineri
Lineage: Eukaryota; Metazoa; Rotifera; Eurotatoria; Adinetida; Adinetidae
Source: the annotation of a GenBank genome assembly
AUGAGCGAAUCAAGAUCGAAUCAAAAUGCUGCUACAUCAUCCAAAUCAACGACAUUAUCGAAUAUUCAUCAACCACGACGACGUAUGGGACAAAACUUCCUUCUUCUAUGGGUAGAUACCAGCAUCGACCAAGGAAAUGAAGAUUAUGAAAAUACAUUAAAACAAAUACGAACUAUUACUGGUGAUGUCAAUGUCUUUACGCAACGAGAUGCAUGUAUCGAUUUUCUUACAGAUGCUGAAGAAGGCAUCACGUUUUUUCUCAUUGUCAAGGAUACUAUGUCUCAAGAAAUAAUGCCCCUUAUAAAUGAUAUUCCUCAGCUGGAUGAUGUCUAUAUCUUCAUUGAUAUUAAAACCCUACAUGAAGAAUGGACAAAAAAAUGCCAAAAAAUCAAAAACGUCCAAACCAACAUCGAUGAUCUAUGUCAAGCAUUACGAAUCGGUAUCAAGCAGUUCAAUCAAGACUCAAUAGCCAUGAGUUUUAUCACAACAAAUGGAGUGGUUUCGACGAAUGAUUUGAAUCAAUUGGAGCCGACUUUUAUGUAUACCCAGCUAUUCAAGGAAAUUAUUCUUGAUAUGAACCAUGAUGAACAGGCGAUCAGAAAAUUUAUUGCUUAUUGUCGACAUCAUGACUGCGGAUCGGCAAAGAAUAUUGAUGAAUUUGAGAAAGAAUACCACGCUCAAUCCGCUGUUCGAUGGUAUACUUGCCCAUCAUUUAUCUAUUCUAUGCUGAAUAAUGCUCUUCGAACAAUGGGCGCCGAUAUAAUUAUUACUAUGGGUUUUUUUAUAUGUCACCUGCAUCAACAAAUACAACAGUUGUACGAACAACAGGUUGAUAGUUAUGGAAGAAAAUCUUUUUUAGUCUAUCGAGGACAAGGUCUUAUGAAAUCAGACUUUGAAAAACUUCAGAAAACAAAAGGUGGGCUAAUAUCAUUUAACAAUUUCUUGUCCACGAAUACAGAUAUAGAAGUGUCCCUCAAUUUUGCUCGAUGUGCUUCAACAAAUUCGGAUAUGAUAGGCAUUCUCUUUAUACUGUCCAUUGAUCCUUGUAUUGCAUCAGCACCAUUUGCCUCCAUCGAAGAGAUGAGUUAUUUUAGGGGAGAAGAAGAAAUUCUCUUCACCAUGAACACCGUCUUUCGAGUGAGCGGAAUUAAACAAAUAGACAAUGAGAAUCAACUUUAUCAAGUUGAAUUACAAUUAACGGCAGAUGAUGAUCACCAACUACGAGUACUCACCAAUCGGAUACGAGAAGAAGCUGGUGGUGGUACUGGAUGGCAGAGAUUGGGCAAAUUAUUGCUUAAAAUUGGUCAGUUUAAUAACGUUGAAGAACUUUACAACGUAUUACUCGAACAGACAUCUGAUGACAUUGAAAAAGCGUUUUAUUAUUUUUGUCUGGGAUAUGCCAACAAUAACCAGGGUGGAUAUGAAAAGGCUAUUUGGUAUUACGAAACAUCACUUAAAAUUCAACAAAAAACUCUUCCUUCAGAUCAUCCUUCAUUGGCUACUUCAUACAGUAACAUCGGUAAUGUGUAUAGCAGCAUGGGAGAGUAUUCAAAAACACUCUCAUUUUACGAAAAAGCACUUGAAAUCUACCAAAAAACUCUCCCCUCGAAUCACCCUUUGUUAGCUGCUUUAUACAACAACAUUGGUGGAGCGUAUGACAGCAUGGCAGAGUACUCAAAAACCUUUUCAUUUUACGAAAAAGCACUUGAAAUAUUUCAAAAUACUCUCCCCUCAAAUCAUCCUGAUUUAGCUAUUUCAUACAACAACAUCGGUAGUGUGUAUGCCCAAAUGGGAGAGUAUUCAAAAGCACUUUCAUCUCACGAAAAAGCACUUGAAAUUGAACAAAAAACUCUUCCUACAAAUCAUCCUUCAUUGGCUAUUUCCACGGAUGCUGAUUCUAUUCAUCAUCGUCAUGUUCAUUCUUCUACUACUAAACAUCAACGUACAUCAACUGAUGAUGUUGCACUUAAACGACAUCUAGGUUUAUUCUCUGGAGUUUGUUAUAUUAUUGGUAUCAUCAUUGGCUCUGGUAUAUUUGUUUCACCAAAAGGUGUUCUACAAGAAACACAAUCAGUUGGAUUAUGUUUAAUUAUUUGGAUGGCAUGUGGAUUUAUAUCUCUUUUAGCAGCACUUUGUUUUGCAGAGAUUGGAACGGUGAUACCAAGAAAUGGUGCUGAAGUAGCUUAUAUGAAGGAAGGUAUUGGAUCAGUUCAUGAAAGAACGGGAGAUAUAUUAGCAUAUCUGUCUGUCUGGGCAGAUAUAUUUACUAUUAAGCCAGCGACUAUUGCAGUUUUAUCUCUUACUUUUUCUCGAUAUUUUUUGUCUGGCAUUAUGAUUAAUUGUGGACCAUCUGAAGAACUUGUUAAAAUGCUAGCAGUUUUCAUUAUUUUAAUACUUAUGAAUAUUAAUUCAAUCAGUGUAUCAGCAGCUAAUCGUUUGAAUAUUGUUUUUGUGAUUUGCAAAGUAUUGACUAUGUUGACAAUUGCAAUAAUUGGUUUUGUACGAAUAGGACAAGGAUAUACACAAAAUUUAAAAAAUGGUUUUGCUGACACAACAAAUAAACCAUUCGGUGUUGCACUUGCAUUUUAUAAAGGUUUAUUUGCUUACGGUGGAUGGCAUUCUUUGAAUUCAGUAACAGAAGAACUGAAAAAUCCUAAAAGAAAUUUAUGGUUAUCUAUUUCAUUAGCUGUACCUAUUGUUAUUAUGCUCUAUGUUUGCAUUAAUAUUUCUUAUUUCACUGUAAUGAACAAAGCAGAAUUACUUAGUUCUAAUGCUGUUGCUGUAACUUGGGGUGAAGCUGUAUUAGGUCCUAUUGUUCGUAUUUUGCCUAUUCUAAUUUCUAUCAGUGCAUUGGGUAGUGCUAAUGGAAAUCUUUUUGGAGCUGCUCGAUAUUGUAUGGUUGGUGCUCAAUACGGAUAUUUACCAGAAGUAUUUGCAUGUAUUCAAACACAAAGAUUAACACCAAUACCUGGUGUUGUUCUACAGGCUCUUCUAGCAAUUAUGUUUUGUAUUCCAAGUAAUAUCUAUGGAUUAAUUGAUUUUGUUAGUUUUGUUAGUUGGAUCUUCUAUGGCUUAGUAUUUGUUGCUACACUUUGUUGUAAAUUUACAAAAAAAGAUGCACCACGAACGAUUAGCAUACCAAUUCCAUUAAUCAUCAUUAUUAUAUUGAUUUCAAUUUACUUAGUUCUGGUUCCUUUAAUUGUAUCUCCAAGUUUUGUAUUUCUUAUUGCAGCCAUUAUAAUUUUAUUUGGUUUGGUAUUCUAUUAUCCAUUUGUCUACCUUAAAAUCGAAUUCCAAUUUAUAAGAAAAAUGAAUUUAUUUCUUCAACUAUUUUUCAAACUACAACGAGCACAAAUCAACAUUUAA